Orbicella faveolata is the source of this 3940-nucleotide messenger RNA. RefSeq names its product sestrin-1-like. Gene Ontology annotation, molecular function: oxidoreductase activity, acting on peroxide as acceptor; L-leucine binding. NCBI's taxonomy places the organism in Eukaryota, Metazoa, Cnidaria, Anthozoa, Scleractinia, Merulinidae. The record is from RefSeq and is a predicted model, not a curated record. Gene Ontology annotation, biological process: regulation of response to reactive oxygen species; cellular response to leucine starvation; cellular response to L-leucine. Gene Ontology annotation, cellular component: nucleus.
UUCGCACGGAACAAGUGUCACAUCAUGGCCGUCAGAAUACUGCUUGAACGCGAGCUGUAGUAGAUAUGUUGGUAAUUUCUUAAAGGAUUUUCUUGGCUGUUUUGGGCUGAGGGUUAUCCUGGAACCAUGAACGAUGAAGAAGACAUAUCCAGUGAGAUAGAUUCGCUCAGAGACUUGUGUGGCCUGCAGACAAGGGACGUUAAUUCAAGACAUCAAUUUCUUGAAUCCCUGGGAAAAACUCUGAAAGCGUGGACAAACAGACGUCAAGAAAAUGUAGAAAAUGGUGUUGAGAACUUUCUUUCGGACAUUUUACCUUGCAUUUUGCGACUAUCAUUCAGGAGUCCGUUCUCGGAUAUCAGAGAAAGUUGCUCAGACUUGCUCGUGGCAGUGAAGGAAAAAGGAAUAAAAGUUCCGCGUAGGGUAUACAAGGGACCCACGAUAUUUAUUCCAUCAAAAGAGGUUCCACCGUUAGACACUGAUGAUGAACAGGUGCUUGGCUUGCUUGUGGAGUCUUUUCUGUUAAGUGGACGUGUUACAAAUGUCACAUCCCUUAUUGCAUUUCACCCCCAGUACCUGGAAUGUUUUUUGAAGACUGAGUACUUCAUGUUUAAAGGAGAAGGACCUUUACCAUUUGACUGGAGAUGCUACAUUGCUAUCAUGGGUGCAAGCAGACAUCGCUGCUGUUAUUUGGUUCAGUUGUAUGAGAUUGAGUUUCUGAAACAUCAAGGAAACAAAACUUGGCUUCAAGGACUUGAUUACAUCCCAGCUAAAUUGAGAGCACUUUCCGUAAUCAACAAAAUUUUGGCACAUCAGCCAUGGCUUCUCAGUCCAGGUCAUAUCGAGACACUUCUUAAGGGAGAAGACAAUUGGUCAUUGUCAGAACUUGUCCAAGCCAUUGUUAUUCUGGUUCACACCCAUAGUCUGUGCAGCUUUGUAUAUGGCUGUGGUAUUACACCAGAAAUAGACCGCGAUGGAGGUCACACCUAUAAACCUCCGUCACUUCAAGAGAGCAAACAGGGCAGCUUUGAAAGAGAUAACCUUUCUCUUAAUGGUGUGAAUAAUCGAUCUUACAUGACUGAGCUUAUGGAAAAAAUGAAAGAGGUUGAGGCAGAGCAAGAUGCCCUCAUGGAGACCACACAGGAAGAACUCUUUCAACAAUUUGAAAAAGUAGAGAGUGGAGAAGUUUCAACAGGCAAGGACAAAGUGUCCAGCGCCUGUGACACUCCACAGCCAGGAAUUGCACGAUACCUGAUGGAUACAUCAUUUGGUUACAGUGACUUUGCCAGCAGAAAUCCACAAAUGGACAUAUCAACCUUCAGAGUCCAGGAUUAUUCCUGGGAGGAACAUGGCUUCUCCCUUAUUAACAGACUCUAUCCUGACAUGGGUCAGAUGCUGGAUGACAAAUUUAGCUGCACAUUUAACCUAACAUACAACACACUGGGUAAAGUAGAAAAUGUGGACACUUCAACUUUCCGUAGAGCAACUUGGAACUAUAUUCAUCUGGUUUUUGGUAUAUAUCAUGAUGACUACCUAUACACAGAGGUAAACAAGCUGAUGGAGAGGUCGUAUAAAAAAUACAUUAAAGUGGUUGCCUGUUUUCCUGAAAAAGUGUCAAUAGAUGACUACCUGGGAUUUAUGCCAGAACUCACUCAUUCAGAAAAGGUUCAUAUCAACCUUCUGCUACUGGAAUCUCGUGUCCAGGCGGAACUUCUGUAUGCUUUGAGAGCAAUCAUGAAGUAUAUGACGUGAUAGUUGCAUAAUUAUGUUAAAAGUGGUAGAGAUAAAGUCAUAAAGAAGUUAUGCAGGGUUUUGGACUCUCAGGCUCAGCCCUGGUGUUCUCCUUGGGUAUAUUUAUUGUAGAGCUCAACAGUUUAAGUCUUUGACGUGGUGACUUUUUAGAAUUAGUCGGUUAGUUGAAAAUUAAAGUUCAUCUCUUUAUUUCCUAACAUUUUAAAUGAAAUAUUUUGGCCUAGAGAAAGUAGCGGUAAGUGAAUAUUUUUAUUUCAACCAUCAAGAAAAAAGUAUUAUUAUUAAUAAUAUGUUCGGAGGAAACAAUUAUCUUUUAAGUUAGCAAACCUGUGUUUUAGAAUAGCCCUGACUUAUUAUUGUCAUUCUUUUGUGUGGGUCUCAAACAUCACGUGAUAAUUGCCGAUGUGCCCUCUUCAUUCCUACCACAGCCAUCUCUCAGGGGGUCGCCAUGACAACGUUCAAACUUCCCACUAGUUUUCCUGCAGGUUCUUGAUUGGAGAAUCACAUUGGCAACUCGUUACAGGCUGCUAGCAAGGUUUUCUGAAAAAAGGUUUUAAGCUUGGGUAAUAUGCAUCAUUUGCUAGGUUUUCUUACGAGUCUUGAUUUUGUUGGCGAGGUUAACAAAUUGUUUCACAACGCUAUUCAGUGACUUGAAAUCGGCGAGGUCUCCUUGAAAAAGUUACACUCUGUAAUAUAGGAUGUAUCAUUUAUAUGUAUGAGUUGAUAUUUAGAGUGGUUUUCUGUUGACUGCUAACCUUAAAGCCAAUAAUUAUAACGGUAAUGCACCAAUCACGAGUUAUUAAAAGCGCGGGAAAAGGUCACGUGAGGUAGUUGACGAAUGCAUUUGAUGUUGAAUUUGAUUGGCUGCGUGUUCAACGUCUUCGUUCUGAUUGGUUAAAACGUGAUGGAUGGCUUCUUUGAACCAAGAGUAAAGCUCAGAACACGUUGGAAAACUGCUCAAACAGUUGUUUAUAACAGAAGAGCAAUCCCUUAUUUUGUCAACCAGCACUGUAUCACAUACAGGGUGGACUUUUAAUUAAUUUUCACACGGGCGAGAACCUUCAGCAAAUCACUCUUAGGGUGAGAAGGUGUCUUGUCCUUUCACUGGUUGCUCUUCCCUAUUGUAAGGCGUUCCAAAUUUUUUUGUAUGUGUGUGUGAGCUUGUAAGUACAUUUAAUCAUUUUCAUAUCAGUUUAUUAUUAUUAAGCCCACCAAGCACCUUAACGGGUUAAGACAAAAAGACAUAAGACUCUGAAGGUCUCCGGGAAUUAGGUGUUUAGUUAUACCUCAACAACUGGAAGAGAGUAGUUUACGGUAGAAGCGAUUUGCCGCAGUCUCAAAGCGUGCGAGCUGAUCACGUGCAAAUCCAAGGUCCAAACUGAUUCAAAGAAGAGUCAUUAAGCACUUAAUGACUGACCCAAGGGGAAACAGUGAUUUGUUUCUCCCGUGGGGGCCAUUCAUCAAGUGUUUUGUUAUACCUACCAACUCAAAGAUAAAAAAGACUGCUAAAAAUGAUUUGCUUGACGCCGGUUGGCACACAAACUUGUCGAGGUUUUAAGGUGCACUACCUUAUCACGUGACAGUUGCUAGCGAGUUUUGACCCAUGACACGUGACACUUUCUACAAUCGGAAAACGUAUUCGAGUUGGGAGGUAUAACUAACUUUCUUGUCCAAUCAAAGAAGGAUUUACGGUGUUUAGCAGACACAUUUUACCGCUGUCAUUUCAUGUUUGAGCCCGCCAAGUAAGGGUUGUUACCUUGUGAAAGUGUCUUGAUAAUGCAGUACCGCUAAUUGACUUUUUAUUUUUGAGGAAGAGUGAAAUAUGAUCAGUAACGUUAACCUAUUUGCCCGUCAGUAUUUCAAGUUUAUUUUUGUAAUUCUGUUUCCUCGUGUUUUUGACCGGCUUAAGCUUUAUUUUGUUACAAUACAUAUCACUCACUCUUCCGGGGUAAAAAGUCAUCGUUAAACAUUGGGACUGCCAAAAAAUAGAUAAGUAAAAAUAGAAUAAAGAGAGUACAAUAGACAAAAUUAAAUUUAUUUGCAGAGUUAAUUCUGCGGCAAGUAACUUGUAUAAUUCUUAACAGUCAUACUUGCUUUUUAUUUGAAGCUGUCGGUAUUAUGUUAGAGAGACCGAACAGGCUUGUUAGUGCAGGUAACGGCGACACAUUAAAGUACCUUAUUUGAAGUCCCA